GAGAAUUCUCGGAUCAACGGAGAAAAAGAGACUCCUACUAAUAAGUAAUAGGCAUAGGCUAGUUUGUUAGCCACUAGUGUUACAAAAUAAUCAAAUUCUGAGUGAAUUUAAUUCAGAUACUUUUGUUUUAUUACCGAAAUGCUCAACUUUUUCUUUUACUGUCACCGAACUUAACCCGCGGUUCCUUUCACUUUCUUACUCAUACUCAUAGUUUCAGUUUCUAGUUCUAUUUAACUAUUACUAACUAUUAUUAGUAUUAUUAGACCUUAUUAUUGAUUAUUGCCUUGCCUUUUUACUUUAAAUUUUAAAAAAAUUGUCAAUCAUCAAGGCGCCUGUAACUGUUUAAUUAUCGUCUGCCUGGUGUUUUUAGUGUUAGGCCUAGGCUGUUAGCUGUUACUAGUAGUAGUAGUAGUUACUCUGGUAAUAAUAAAUAAAGUCAAUUAUUAAUAUAAUAGUAAAAGAUUUUAGAGAUAGAUUAUAAAAAUGCCUAUUUUAUUUUAGGCCGGCACUACAUCAUACACCGAGGCGUUGUACCUAAUGAAACUAUUUACAUUUGCCUGCAUACACCGCCGCGGUGUACCUAGCUAAAUCAUUGUCUGUGGCCUGCGUACACCGCAUCGAUUUAAAGUAGCAAAACCAUGGUCUUUGCGAGUCUUUAACUUUUUGGCCUAACUGGUACUUGUAGAUAUACUCUUGUUAAAACUGAAAACUAUUUAUUUAAAAAUCGUUUAGUUCCUUGGGAGGAAGAUAUUGAGUAAGUUCCACGCUUGUGUGGCAAAGUACUUAGAUCAUUUCUUAUUAAAUUGGAAAGGAAGGGGCUGGGGGUGUAAUGUUAAACCAUGAUUUAUGUUUAAAGUUAGCCACUUUAUCCCCCACCCCCCAAUAUAUUGAAAUAAAAAUAUAUUUAUUAACUGUUGUAAGUUUUAUCCUAUGAUUGUGAAUCUUAAUAGGCAUAAAAAGGGUAGCUAAUUUGAAAUUUAGUCGUCCCCCCCCCCCAGUUUUUUUUUUUUAGGGUUGGGGCAUUAUAAUUAUAACAUUGUAAGCGAUUGUCAACAAAAAACAACAGUAUAAUGAUCAAUAAGAAACACUGUCAAAUGUCUUUUAACAAUAAUUAAAUAUCAUUGAAUUAUUUUUACAUUGGCAUCACACAUUAGUAAAAAGUGCCGGCGGACAUCAGACCCCCCCCCCCCUCCGCGUUGGGGGGGUGCAAAAGGUAAGUUUGUUAUGCGGACGUCCUUUGAGGACAACCUCUAUCCAGAGCCGUGAUUUGGGUAGGUCCCCUUUUUGGUUAAGCCUCUGCCCAUAAUUCACCUCCACCCCCCCCCCACCCCCCCCACCCCCGGCAAGGAUCGAUUUCUUAACAAAAAACAACAAAUAAAAAACUUUGAAUUAGCCCAAAUCCUGUCCCAAGCGCAUUGUGCAAUGGUUUCUGUGAGAAAACGUCAUGUUUUACCCUGAGAAUAGCACAUGCCAUGCCAUUUUGGAAAAAAAUUCCGUCAUAAACAGGGAAAACGCAGAUCUGCUUUGCUAUACAGUUUGCUACCGCGCCGUAAGUUUCUAAAAUCGUGGUGUUUUCAAAAGAUUUGCUGUGAGACUGAGGGUUGUGAAUGAACUGUUGAUAUUGUGUGUACAUUUUGUACAUUGUACACGACCGUGUACAUUAAUAUUCAUAUGAUACUAUUGAUAUACUGAUAUUUUCUUUGGGUGUUCAUAAAAGUAAAAUGAAAAUAUUCAACUACACGAAGAAUGUUGAAAUACAAUAAAAUAUCACUUAGUAUUCAAAAUGUUUCUCUUAUACAUGUUACAUACACUAUAAAUGUGCACGAGAAACUUUCAGAAAAUAUUUUAAAACUACUCAUGAAACUACUGUUGCAAAUGAAAAUGAUAAUUUAAAUAUAAAAUAUUUUUAAUUAAAAUGAGAAGAAAAAAAAACUUGAUUCCCUACUGGGAAUUGAUCUCAAAAUAUAAUAUCGCCAAGCGUCCACUCUACUACUUAACCAUAAAUAUGUUCUCCAACAGGCAUAUCUUAAAACCAGGCCAAUGGUACAUUUUUGCCACGGUGCACCCAGGCCAAAGUCCACGAUUUCGCUAGGUACAGGUCCGCGUUUUACGCAGGCCAAAGCCGAUGGUUUCGCUAGGUACACCGCCGCGGUCUUGGCAUCCACUUCGUUUAUUUUAAUGGCAUAACCUAUUAAAAGUUUAAGUUUUUAAUAAUUAGUCUAAGUUAGCGUAGCAACUUAGUUAGUGCAUCUUACUAAUCAUUCACUCAUUCAUUAAUUAAUUAGUAUUAGGGCUAGGCUAUUAAUUUUUUUUUCUUUUAUAUAUAUAUAAGAAUGAGCUAGAGUGACAUAAUGCCAAAGGGGUGAUACGAUUUAAGUACGUUCGGAAUACUAAAUACAAUCAUAGUUAUUUUCUAUUAUUUUACGGAAAUCGAAUAAAUUUAAAUGCGCAAAAAAUAUUUUAAAACCGCUUUUAUUUUAGUAAGUUUAAAUAUUAUUAUUAUAAAUUACAAAUACAUCUAAAGUAUCAACUAAGGAACUAAGCAUUUUAUAUGUGUUUGAAAGUUAUGCAAAAAUAAAAAAAUUAAAAAAAUCAUGAUCAAAGAAUUUCACCGUAACCACAUUUAUCGGGAAACCCAAGCAUCAGUCAUUUUUAAUGCAUCUGUUAGUGCGUUGUUAAUAUUGUGAAAUACAAUUAAAAUUAAUUUGUUCUAAAUAUCACACAAAUGAGUCAUAACCAAUACCCUAUUUCGCCAAAACUCUUAGGUUUCUUUAGAUUUAAUAACCGCGCAUGGCAAAACAUAUAAUGUAUUUGCCCUUCUUAAAAGUAAAAUUAAUAAAUAAAAUUGAUUGCUUUUAUAAUUGUUAAUAAAACACACACACAUUUUUGCUUUGUAUAUUUUUACAUUUAAAAAGUUUUGCCUUUUUUGAUUCCAAAGAUAUACUUUUAUUAAAUUUAUAAUGUAAUAAAAACUAACCUUUAAAUAUAAUUCUAAUAAGAAAAUGUGGUUUUAGUCAAUCAGUACAGCGUAAUUUCAUAGCUAAAUAGCAUUCACGAACCAUAUGAAGUGCAAAAUAUGUUAGUUUGGAUAUGGAAGUGACUACAAUUCGGUGGAAGAUUUUCUAAAUUUAUUUAAAUCUGGGUGGGGGAGGGGUUGGUCACUUUGCCCCAAGCAGCACAAGAUAUGUCUCAAAAUAAAGGAAUGAAUUUGAUAAAUAAUUAAUCUUCUUGGGUACAUACAUUUCGGUGGUAGGAAAUAGGAUGUGUACAUUUUUACGUGGAUGGCAAUAUAUUUAAAUCCUAUGGUAUUACAUUUGUGAAAAAAGGGAUGCUACAUUCUCUUUUUAUAAAUAUGUGUACGUUCAUUUUGUCCAAGGCAGCACAAAAUACGUCUCAAAAUGAAGGAAUGAUUUUGAUAAAUAAUUAACCUUCUUGCGUACAUACAUAUCGGCGGUAGGAAAUAGGAUGUGUACAUUUUUACGUGGAUGGUAAUAUAUUUAAAUCCUAUGGUAUUACAUUUGUGAAAAAAGGGAUGUUAAAUUCUCUUUUUACAAAUAAACAUAUGUUUAUCAAUUAAGGAAAUCAAUGGCGUUAACAAAUUGUGGGUACAUUUAUAUAUAAGUAAAUCCAUAAAUAUCAAAACUCAAUCAUUUUACACACUUGAAAAUUAAAUUUUGACAAAUGAAGAUGGAUUAAUAUUUUUAAAAAAAAAAUAAAAAAAUAUUUUUGUUGUUACUUUGCAAAAAGUAAAGAUGUGUGUAUUUUUAUGAGAUUAACAAUUUAAUUUUUUAAAAGACAGUCAAAUCUGAUAUAGGUGUGAAAAAUGGUUGCGAUUCUACUUAGAUAAAAGAAUUCUGUUUUACGAUUUUCUAAUAAUGUAUAAUUUUUUUUAAAAAGGCAAAAAUGUGUUAAAAUUUUUCAUGAUGAUAUCAAAUUCCUGUAAUACAAAAUAUAUUUAUAUCAUAUAUAGAGUUUUUGUUGUAAAUUUAAGAUUAUGUUUUUUUUUAAUUUUGAGAGAAAAAAAGUUGUAAUUCAAGUGUACGAAAAGGGGUAGAUCUAAAAUAUUUCUCCAGCGUAGUAAGUGUCCCUCAAUUAACUUCUUUAGUGGUAAAAGUUAUAUAAUUAGUGAUAAUUUAGACUGGGUAAUUUAAGGUCAUGUUUAGAGCGGGAAACUUAGUUUAGAAGCGUGAAAUGGUGUGGGGUACGCGUCUCAUAGGCCUAUAUAGCAGAUAAAUAUUUCUCAAAACUUAAUGAUGUUAGAAACGUAAAUAUCAAUACAUUUUAAAAGUUAGGAAUUGGAAUGCAAUAGCAGUUAGAAAUUAUUGCAAAGGACCUUCCAUUAUUAUCCCGAUCACAUCGGGUCAUUUACUCUAGUUUUCAAUAAUAUAAUAUUAAUGCAUAAUUUGUUGGUAAAUUCAGGCUGUCUGCGCCAUGGUGUUUCCCACAGCUGCCAUCUUGGUUGCCAUGACACUGUUCAUGGCAAUCUAGGCGGCUGCUGUGUAAAAAACUCACCUCCGGUAAAAUGGGGAGGGGAAAGGUAGAGAAUGUGUUGUGUGACUGUUGUGAUGUGUCUGUCCUUCCAUUGAACAUUUGACCAGUCUAGAAUUAUGUUUAGAUAUUGGUAGGUGUCCAUAUGGGGCUUAUUUUUAGGUAGGGCUUGUAUUAUGACUUAUAUUAUUAUCCUAAAAAACAUGAUGGGGCUUACUUUCCAGGUAGGCCUUAUUUUUGGAGAGAAAAACUUUAGUACAAUGUUCAAAGCAAGAACAUAGAUACCUUCUUGACCUAAGUAAAUUGCUUAUUCCUUGUAAAAUAAAAAUGUAGCUUGUAGCGACCCUCAAACUUAGUCUUAAGUAAUUCUGAAAGAAAAAAUGUAAUUUUAUUAGAAUAUUAUUAAUUUCAUGAUGUGCAUUGUAUAGCACAGACAGUAUAGUUCAUGGCAGUAGUAGUUUAGUUGUAUUAGUUAGUGUUUAAUACUUAGGCCUAUAUUAUAACUAUAUAUUCAUAUAUAUUAUUAUAAGUUGGACUUUUAAAUUCACAUUAUUAUCAGUCGUUUUAAAUUCAUUUUAUUUUGUAUAAGAAUAGUAGAAAUAAAGCUGGUUAUCAACACAGAAAGUAAAUUCAACAAUUGAGUAAAUCCUUGGCGAAGUCAUUAAAUUCUUCAACUCAUCUAAUAGUCUACUGUGUAGGGGCCUAUACAUUCUUUUAGUCAGUGUUUUAGUUAUCACUAGAGGUUAAAUAAGAUGAUCGUGCGACAUUAUCACACAUUACAGUCUGACUCAAAAAAACUGAGACCCACUUUAAUUUUCGGAAUAUCUUUAAUUAAAUCUCUCUCCAUAACCAAAGGAGUUAUUGGGUACAACAAUUUUUUUUAAAUUUGCUUUCCUUAAAGUCGAAGUUUUUUUAAAUCAUAGACGUAUAGUAUUUGUCUAUUAUCCAAACUAACUGUUUCAUAUAAACGACCACUCUCACUUAAAUGUUGUGUUAAAGAAGUUUUUGCAUUAAAUGCAAUAUAUUUAAAUAUACUUAAACUAUAUAUAUAUGGUACUUUUGUGUACAGCAUUUAUCAGCAGUGGUAUAUCAGGAAAAGCUGAUUGAGUAAAAUAACUGUUAUUGACUGGAAUUUCAUUUUUGUGAAAAGAGAUCUUUUUAAAAAAUAGAUGAUUGGCACUUAGAAUAAAAUCCUAGGUUAUUUUGUCUUUGCAGCCAUGUAUUCAAUGAAAUAGAUUAAUUAAAAAGUUUGUUUAUCACUGUAUCCUAGUCUGGUCACUGCCUGUAUCUGCUGUAUCAUACAUAUUUAGAUUCUACCUGGAUUGUGGGUUCAGAAUUAUUUCGCAGUGUAGUAUGAAAAUUCUACUUUCCGUUUGUGUUGUAUAUAAUAAUAAUUUUCAAAAAAAAAAGAGUGCAUUUCAGAUAACCAAUGUUCUGAGGAUACCUGCUUGAUGUGACUUUCAAAACUAUUAAUAGGAGCCACUUGUUGAUAUUUUUUAUGUUCCACACCAUAUCUUUAGGGACAGAAAAUUAAAUAUAUUCAAUUGUUAUUUACUUUUAUAUCAUAAAAUCAGGAGUCUGAACAGAUAUUAAGUAGUACAAUAAAAAAAAGCAUAAAAAACCUUCUCACUUGCUGUGAUUUUACCAAAAAAAUUGUUCACAAUGUGAUUUCAGUGGCAAAUUUAAUAAAGCUAUUUUUUAGGCAAUAAAUUGGAUUGUCUAACUGUACCCACAGUUCACAUGACCAAAAGCCACACAAGAGCCACAUUUGCCCACGUCUGUAAUAUGCAAUAUCAGACUUUCUUAGUAGUUGGAGCCACUGUUGAUAUUUUAAAAUUAAAAGAUAUCCCUAGGACUUUGUCUUCAAACUAUAAAAUUCAAUAAUUGCAAUGUUUAAAAUUGUAACUGUUGAAGCCAUUGAUGCAGUUGAAAUGUUUGUAUUUUAAUUUUUAUCUCCAGUUUUCCUAAAAAAUCAUGGCAAUACUUUACAGGGGCUAUGUUACUCAUGUCAUAGAUCCAAGUAGCUUCUGGAUACGAAUAGGAACAUGUAAGAGUUAUUUCUAAUAAAUAAAAUUAUUAUACACAUUUAAGAUGCAAUUUUCGAUGCAUAGUUUUUGCAGUAUAAUUUUACUAGAAACAAAUCAUCAAGCAUGUUUAUGAAUAUAAAUGCACCAAUAAUCUUAAUUGUUACAUUAUGGAUAGUAGGUAAAGAAAAAAGUACUCUCUCAAGAUAAUGAAUAUAGGUAUAAAUAAACAUGACUCAUCCAUAAUGCUUCAGUUAUUUUUUCAUAAUUUCCAAGGAAGAAAUAAAUAAGUGAAUUUUCUCAAUUAUUUUUCAAUGUUAAUAAUCAUUUAUGUGUUUAUUAUAUGUUUUUCAUUUAUAAAUAUGAUUUUGUUGUUAUUAUUUAGCCAUGGAUUUUAAAGAAUUCAGUCAAUACGAAGAAACACUUGACCAGUUUAUGAACGAAAUUGCAAAAGAUGAGGUCAAUGAACAAAAUAUCUCCCAAGGAGAUAAGGUCAUGGUCAUUUCAUCAGAUCUUCAACACUGGCAGAGAGCACAGGUUACCAGAAUGUAAGUUGAGACACAGGUUACCAGAAUAAAUAUUGUUAAACAAAGCUCAACUAAUAUUGAAGAAAUUUGUUAAUGAAACUUAUUUCAUUAUUUGUUUUGUCUUUUUAAAUACUCUAUGUUACUCUAUAAGUAUAUUCACAACAUAAUACAGUUAUCAAUUGAUUCUCUGCUUUAGCAAUCAGAAUACUGUGGAUGUUUUCUUUAUUGAUCUGGGGCACACAGAGAUAGUGAAACGUGAUCAAGUUCAGUCAAUAAACCAGAAGCUAUUUGAUUUCUUGCCUGCUCUAGCUAGGAGGGUGGGUUUAGCAGGCAUCACACCGGUAAGGCUUCAUUCCCCUCUAUUUCUUCCUUAAGUGAAUCUGAUAAAAAAUGCAUGUAAGGCGUGUUUUUAUUUUUUAAAUUAUUAUUUUCCUUGUACAAAAUAGAUAUUAAAUAUUACUUCAGUUUCACUUUUACCAUAAACAACAUCAAUUUAAAAACCAAUAUUUCUGAAAUAGAAUAAAACAAAUGUUCUAAUAAUGACAUAAAUACCAGACUAACAUACAAAAAUCUAAAUACAAUGUUUUAAAAUAUAAUGCAAAAUCUUUUAAUAAAGUAUUAUUUUUAUUUCUGUAAUUAUUUGUUUAUCUAUUGAUCAUUAGUUAUCCCGCAGUUGGACAACCAGAGCAAUAACUUACUUUGAGAACCAAGUUCUAUUUAAAGAUGUUGUUGUAUCAGUGUUAGGAUAUGAUGAGGCUGAAGCUUACGGAGAAGUUUUCAUUUAUUUAAAGUAAGUUAUUUGUUACAUAAAAAGUAUAAAAAAUAGUGUUAUUUUCCAAUGUUUUCUCUACAUUUUCGGGUAACUGAGAAUUUACAACUUUUUUGCUUGGAUGCUUUCAAAGUUAAAUAAAAGGGCUCAUAGAGUAAUUCUAUCUUAUGUAUGAUAUCUUAUUUAUGGAUAGCUUACCGCCCAAAAAGAAGUAGACACUUUUUUAAUCAAGUUUAUAUUUGGUUUUAAUUUUUUUUCAUGAUUUUGGAAAGCUUAUUUCAAUAUUGUUUUUACACUCAUCUUAUUUUUGUUAUCCCUUUAGAUCAGACAAUGAGAACUGGAUAUCACUUACCAAUAAAAUGAUUUCAGAAGAGUUAGGCUCGGUGAGUAUUAUAGUAAAAAAAACAUUAAAUUGACUCCAAUAACUAAUUGAACAAAAUGUUGAAGAAAAGAUUGGUUACAAAAUAUUGAAUUUAUUUACAGGCAACAGGAUCUGACCACCCACUGGUGUUAAGCCUAGAGGAAGUGGAAAACGGUACGGUUUAUCUUGUAUUGAUAUGAAUUGUAAUAUUAAAAAAAUAAUAAUUAAUGGAAGUGUAUACAAUGUACAAUAGAAUUUCAAAUAAGGAUCAAACUUUGUGUCAUGGUAAAAAUAGCUACUACCUAUUUUUAGCUAUUUCAGGGACCACAAGAAAAUAAAUAGCAGUAAAAUUAUAAUUUUUCAAAACUGAACAAAUUGUAAACACAUAUACCGGUAAUUAAUUUUUUUAAUGUUUGGACAAUGUUUUGGUUUUUUUUACAUUAAAAGUUUUAUUUUCCUUAGGUAAUGUCUAAUGCUUAAUUCUUUGUUCUAUUCUCUGGUUGAUAUUAAAUGGAAAUACAGAUCUUGAAAGAUCCGAGGAGUUACAAAGACAAAUAAGCCAAGUAUCCAGAGAAAGUCCCUAUGAAGAUUAUGAAGCUCUUUCGCUCCAACAAGAUGUUGACAGUAGCGAAAAUAAUACCUGUCAAAUAAGUGAGCAACCCUCACAACUCCUACUCUCACCAGCUGACUUUAUGUCUUUAACACAUUUGGAGAAUAAUUCUCUGGUAAGUUUUGCUUAUUAGCAUUUACAUAAUUGAUAUAUAGGGUCCUCAAAUUAAUUUUUGGGUAGCACUCUCAAGUUCUUUGUUGGCACAGGGUUCUUGAACUCAUUGUUUGCUGGUUGUUUUAAAAAAAUUUUAACUUUACAAUAGUAACCCAUAAAAGAAAACCGACCCAAAAUAAACUAAGCUCCAUCCUGUCAAAACUGAGUGUACCAAAGAUCUUUCAUCUGAUUUGUUGACACAGUCAAACGUGUUUAUUGUGCUAUAUAUUUUUAAAAUAGUGCAUUUGUUUGAUUUGAUUUUUGUUGGCUUGUUUUGUUUUUUUGCAUACAUGCUUACUGCUGUGAACUAGAUUUAGGAGCGUCAAUGUUUGUUAUGAAAAGUUGUUGAUUGUGAGAGCGUUUUGGGAGGUCGAGAUCGUGGGGUUUGUUCAUGGGUUUGAGUAUUUAGGGGAUGCAGAGUGUUCAUUGUGGGGAGAGUAAGAAAGGAGUUAAAAAGUAUAGAUAGAGGAAUCAGACUGAGAGAGAACGGUCAUGAACUGGGACUGAAGUGUUAGUCGUCUGAGUCUUAGAGUUUCAAAUUUAACGACCAUCAAGUUGUUGUUAUCUGUUCCUUGGAAACCACUUUGUUUACUAUGAUACCAUUUGUGCAAUUCGUGAAUAAAGAAGAAGGAAAUCGGAGAGUGCAUCAGUUAUAAUAAUACUUAAAAGGCCGUAUAUGGCAAAAAAAAUCUUUGAGAAAUUGAGACAACGAAGUGCCUGUCAGAAUACACUGGGAGGUCAUAACAUUGGAAGAUCUUUACGUAGGAAUUUCAUAACACUUAACACAUGAAUGUCAUUAAUACCUAAGUUAGCUGUCGCUGCUUUUGUUUGCAUCAAAAACUAUUUUUGUUGUCUAUUUGAAUGGGAAUUUUUCUUUGUGGAAAUUUUUCUCAGUAUGCAUACAGAUUUUUUUAAAAAUAAUUAUCAAAUUACAGCUUUAAACAUGGAUAAACUUGUGAAAAGAUAGUACAAAGAAAGGUGAAUAUAUUCAGUAACAAUUUUUAUAAACUGGUGAUGAAUCUGCUCCAAAACCUUAGUGUAUAAUUUGUAGUGAUCAACUUUCUAACAAAGCUAAUGUCUAUAGCAAACUUAUUUGCCAACUAAAAUCAAAACCUUGUGCCAACAAUGAUAAAGAAUAUUCUCAACCAGUUUCAGUCAAAACUUAAGCAAAUGCAAAACAUUUCCUUUAGAACGUUUAUGACAUGGCGUUAUAAGCUAGUUAUCAAGUUUCAAAUUGAAAACACACCAUAAUAAAAACACAUGCUUUCGGUGAAACACCUAUUAAAGCUGCAUGGAGGCAAGGAUAUAAAAUUUUAUAAAUAUAUAUAAAUACAUUUCGUAAUAUUAUAAAUCAGUAAUAAUCGGCAUCCUUCCGUCUCGUGAGACGGUGGUGCAUCACCGUUGGGUUGGGUUGCAUUUUCUCGAGUGGCUGUGCAGUCCUAUCCUUGAGUGACAGUUUUUACCACAGUUUUUACACACGAGUUCCGCGCUUCCAAAUGUUUUGGCCUUUCUCCUAGCUCUUCUGUCUGCAGCCUCUUCCAUUCUUCGCUCCUCGGCUACCAUGACGCCCUCUUUGACAACUGUGCGCCACGUAGAUCGGUCUUUUGCCUUACACUCCCAGUCACUUGUAUGUAUUUUGGCUGCUUUCAUGUCCCUUUGACAGACAUCUUUAAAUGGCAGACGUGGGCGACCUGUUUUCCUCUUUCCAGAAGCAAGUUCACCAUGUAGGAGGUCUUUCGGAAUGCGGCCGGGACUCAUUCUUUUAACAUGACCUAGCCAUCUCGGGCGUCUUUCACUAAGGAUUGUGAACAUGCUUUGGGUAUUCGCACGCAUUAGGACCUCACUAUUAGUCACUUUUUCUUGCCAUUUAAUACCAAGGACGCGACGCAGGCAUCUCAUAUGGAAGCUAUUAAGCUUGCGCUCUUGGGAUGUAUAGGUGGUCCAUGUCUCGCUCCCGUAUAGUAGUGUACUGAUGACACAAGCUCGAUAGACGCACAGUUUGGUUUUCUCCGUUAGCUUGGUGUUUUGCCAGACCCGUUUAUUUAGUUUAGCCAUUGUGGCAGCUGCCUUGCCGAUUCUGCUGUUAAUUUCUUCUUCAAUGGACAGUGUAUUGGAGACCUUGGACCCCAAGUAGGUGAAGCUGUCCACAACCUCCAAGUUUUCAUUAUCGAUUUUUAUGUUAGGUGGAGGUCGAGUGUCUUGGUCCAUGAUGUUUGUCUUUUUCAAGCUGAUUUGCAGACCAAAUUCUUUGCAGGCAUUGGAGAAGCUUGACACGAGUUGUUGCAAACCAAUUUCUGUGUGUGCUGUUAGUGCCGCAUCAUCCGCAAAUAGUAGCUCGCGAAUUAGGACAUCUGUCAUUUUGGUCUUGGCUCGGAGGCGGGCAGUGUUGAAAAGUCCUCCAUCAGCUCUGGUGUGUAACCAGAUUCCCUCACUGCUAUCCUAUAUAUCAGUAAGCUAAGGAAUAUUAUUUGAAUUUUAAAAUGUUAUGAAUUUUCACCAAAUUCUUCGCGGGCUGCAAAAUGGGACUGUAUGUUGUGCAGGCCUGACAUAGAUGAAUCUUCCAUAUAUAUAUAGAACAUUUGAGUUCAUAAAGAAUUAAAGAAUAAUGACUGUCCAUGAAUCAUUUGAUAAGGUUAUGUACUUUUACGCAGCAAAUGAAAAGGUUGAUAGCAAGACAGUGCUGUUGAUAAUGAACUGUAUGUAGAUGUUCGUGAAGAAAACCAUAAUCUAGGAGUUUGUUAUAUGUUCAAUAUAGUUGACAAGAGGCUGAGCCCUAAGUUUGGACUUAAAUGAUCAAAGAUGUCGAUGUUGACAUAGAUCUUAGCUUUCUGGUUGGGGUGAUUUGAAGAUGUUGAUUUACUUCAACUCCUGGGCAGAUGAUCAAAGUUGAGCUUAUCUGCAAGAAUAUUAAAAGAAUCAAUUUUCCAAAUUUGAAUAAUUUUCAAUAGACACAAUUGACCAAUAAGGCUACAGAAAAAAAUUAAUAUAUUUCCAAAAUAAUUAAAAAUAAAAUAAUGACUAUAUGUACAAGUAACUAACAUGAAUUUUAUUGUUACAUUGAAAUGCAAUAGCAUCUAUAUUCAUGCUUCAGUGUCGGUUUUGUUGUCACUAAGUGCAGAUGUACGGCAAUGGAAGUUAGAAACUGACAAGUAAAUACUAUAGCUUAAAAAGUAUUAAACCUCUAAAGUUGUAUUUGAAAUAACAACACAAGUUUUUGAAAAACUGAAAAAGUAAAAAUUAAAAUUCCGAUUGAAAGAUGCGACUGAGUGAAAUAAAGGUUGCUAUAAUUUUCAAACACAAUUUUUACUGAGCUCUCAAGCUUAUUUUACUUUCACCUACUAUGCAAACUUAUAUUAAGGCCUCUUGGAAUUCUUUUGAGCUUGCCUUCAAAUGCUUACCAUUGUUACUCAUUUAGUCUUCCUUUUUCUUCUAUGAUACUUCUUAAAUUCAGUGCACGUCUUGAAGAUGAAAGGUAUGCCUAGAUUUUCAUUUUAUGUAAUGGAAUUUUAAUAUUAUUAUUUCUAUACAUAAUGUUCUGCUACUCAGUUCUAGAUUCUAUAAAAAUGCAGACAUAAAAAUGAAAUUCUUAAACUAGUUUUAUGUAGAAUGCUCUUUGUUUUAAAAAGUUAUUAUUAUUUCUAUGUCUAAAAGGCUCUAACCCAUUCACCAACAUUUGACAACAAUAAUUUAAAGCAUCCAAAGUCCAUCUCACCGACUAAUGUCCCACAAUUUGACUUUGGGAGUUUAAAGCAGACAAAGUCCAUCUCACUGUCUAAGAUGAAGGAGGACAUAGAAUAUGAAAUGCAAACCAAUCAAAAAACAAAACUGGAGCUAGAAAUAGCUGGCUGUGAACCUGGGAGCAGUAAAAACUCUAUAAUUGACUGGGGUAGGUUGUAAAAUAAUUUAGCACUAAAAUGAAUAUUGUGUAUAUAUAAUUUCGCUGUUAAAAAGCCAAGACAAAAAAAAGUUUGAUUUAUUUUUUUAUCUUUUCUAGAUGUAUUUUUUUCAAAUAGUAUUUUGUUAAACUUUCUUAUUGUUAUUACAUACCAUACCUUUAAUAGAUAUAAAAAUAUUUAGCUGUGAUUGAUUUUAAUUACUGAAGUGUUUAAAAUAUUUCAGUGUAGUUAUUUUACCUUUACUUUGCCUUAGUUUUAUGAAAAAUAUUUAGUUUUCAUUUGGGUACAUUGUUUUCAUUUACUCCAGAGGUUCUUAACCUUUUUGCAGCGUCGCAUCUCCUCUUGAUUUCAAAACAUUUCUCACACCCCCGGCUGCAAAACAUAUUUGCCGCACCCCAUGAUUAAAAAAUGCUCAUGAAAAUGCAAAUAAAUCUGAUUCUCUGGGUAUUUUCCACUGCCUCCUGCACCCCCAAGGGAUAUAGGCAUCUCUGAUUAACAAUCCCUGAUCUAAUAAAAUAGCAAUAUGAUAACAGGUUAAACACAUUUUUUAAUGCAGCUUACACCUUUUACAUUGAAUGAUAUGAUUUUUAUAUUUGGCCAAGAAAUAAAAAAACAGCAUAAAAUAUUUACUCUCCUAAUGGUUCAAUAAUUGCUAACAAAUUGAACUAAAUUCAAAGGCAGGUCUGACUUGCACAUUGGACAGAGGACAUUUACUGAUGUUAGUGAAGACAUCAGCAGAGAAAUACACAAAAACCUCCCUCAUGCAUCAGAUGAAAAUGAGCUGAAAGAAUUUUUUCAUGGUAAGUUUUCUUUGGUAACCUAAAAUGGUGUGUUUAAAGGAAAUAUAAAUGUUUUAAAAAUUUAAUUAUAAACUCAUUGGUUUAGUAUUGUCUCAUCUAAGAGAGGGAGACUGAAUUGGUAAUUUAAAAUCAAUAAUUUCAAGUACACAUACACUUAGUGGACUUAAAAAAUUCAUUGUAUUUUUUUUUUUAAAGCCUUGAACUUGAAACAAUUUUUAUUUUAAAACAGUUAUUUUUAAAUCAUAAUUAUAAUUUGAAAAAAAAAAAUCAUUGCACAGACAUACCAAAGGUGGUGAAUGAACCAACAAUAAAAAGCUCACCUCUCCCAAUAGCUAGCAAAGGGUAAGUUUUUUUAAUGAAGUUUUGAUUUUUUUUCUAACAGUCACAGAACACUGUCUUAGUUAAUUACUCUCUUGUUGCUUAAACAGUGUAAAUGUAAAUAAAUUUAAUUUUAUUGGUAUUUGUCUUUUUUUAUUUUUAAUAAGUCAAUUAAAAAUUUUUCCAGGCAACCUGAACACAAGUCAUGUUAUAAUGAAGAAGAGGCUUAUGACCUUCAGAAAAAAAUUUCAGAGGUAGGCUAGUCAUAAUUUAAAUUUUUUUAUCAUUGUGUUUUAUUCAUCAUUUAAAAAUCUUGCAUGCUUUGAAUAGAUACUGUUUCAAAUACUUUAUUGUUAUCAUAUUAGCACUAGAGAAUAUGCCUAAAGAUAGAGUUAGAUAUGUAUUAUGUAUUACUUACUCUGUUACUCUGAAGUCUUGUUAAAAGAAGGACCAAUUUACUUCACUCUAUUCUAUCAUCUAUCUUUUUUUAUAAUCCAUGAUUUUGAACUUUAUCUUAUACUUUCCUGACAGAUUUUUAGUCAGCCAGCAGAUGAAAGCAUUAUUUGUGCUAUGGUUCACAGUGUUUUAGAACCUCGUGUUGAUAUGUCACAUGACCAAUUGACUAUAGUAAUAUCAGCAAUUUUAGAAUGGUUGAUUGCUGAGCCUGAUCUAGAUGAAAAGGUGGCCCUUUUUGUACUAAAAACUUAUUCAGGUAUAUGAAAAAAUAACAUUUAUUUGUGUUUUGUUAGUAUUUUAUGUUGUUUUUUUUUUCCUAAUCAAAUGAAAAGUAUUUUUUAAACAAAGAAAAUCAUUAAUUAUAAUAUUUAUUUUAACUCAAAAACUAUUGUAUUAACAGAUGCCAAACCAUUUAAGUUCGUAAUUUUGGAAAGCCUUAAAAAUCUUAAAGACAGAUUUGUGAAGGUAAGAACCAGCUUAAAAGUUAUAUUAAUAUACCAAAAAAUAAUAUGUAAUUGAAAUUUUAAAACCAUUAAUUUAACUGAAAAAGUUUCAAUCUUUAUGCUAUUAUGCAUUUAAAUAUCAUUUAAAAAUUUUAAAUAUAUUGAAGAAUUUUUUUUUUUCCCUUUUGUUUCUAAGGUGUCCCAAUCUAUAAGGUGUUCAGGACACUAUAAAUCGUUUGCACAAGUUCUUGCUAAGAUAUUUAUUUGGGUUGAAGUGUUGCCAUCAAGGUAUGUCAUUUUUAAUGUAUAUUUAUACAUAGCUAAAUUUAAAAAUGGUUUGAAUGUAAUCUUUCAAUUACGAUUCUAAGGUUUUAGAAAGAGCGUAUUUUAACCCUUUCUUCACCUAUGAAAAAUAAAUGAAGAGUAAAAGAAUGUCAAAUGUUGAUCCUCUGACCAAAGUUGACCAGUACUUUUGGGAUUAUGGGAAAAUGAUAAACUGCGCCAUUUAAGUUAGUUACAUGUUUUGUUUGCACUUUAACUUUCAGUUUAUAAUUGGAGCUGAAAUAACUUGUUAUUAGAUUUGGGGUUUGGUCAAAACUGUUUUGAACUAUGAUCAAUUCCUGGUUUGGUUGAAAAUGUGAUCAUAACUGUGAUUCGGAGCUAUGACUGUUUAUAUCGCCUUGUGGUUAAAGACAAACAAUUUUGGUUUGCUAUUAUUUGCCUGUAUUUUUAUCAAGUGGUUUUCAAAUAAAUGUACUUAUCAUUGACAUACAAAUAGUUACUUGUCAAGUUUUAUUUUAACUUUUCCUGUUAUUUUUUCUACAACACAUUGUUUUAUAACAAAUACACAUAGCAUUUCAAGGAACCUUUUUUGUUCCUUCAGCAUUCAUUCAGAUGUACAAAAAUAUGCUGUUACGCUAAUGGAACGAUGGAUAGUUUUUAAUAAACAGGUACGAUUUACUCAGUGCAAAAUAAAAUAGGUCAAAAAUGUUGGAUGGGCAUGGAACUCACUGGUUAAUAUGUAGAAAUAAUUGUUAGCUAGAGCAUUUAAUAUUACCUACCAAAAGUUGAAUUGCUGGUUUAAUGUCUCCUUAAAGUGCUUCAUACAUGAAGCAUCAAUCUCAUCAUAGUUUAUUUAGGGUGUUCAUUAUUUGACCAACCAGCUUCUCUUCUCCCUGCAUCAUUUCUUUACCCUUUUUGCCAGCUGCUAUUUUUUAUUUAUUGUGUCCUCUGAAGAUUUUGAAUAUUAAUUUGAAUUAUGCUUCAUUAACACUUCUGUAACAUUUCAUCUUACUUCUCAAAUGUAGAGAAAACAGGAUCAGGAGUCGUUUCUUAAUGUGGAGAUGAUGUACUUGGAAUGUGUGGAUGUAUUUAUGAGCUGCACACAAAGUCUCUUAGUUGACAAGUUUCAUGAACAAUAUCUAAAUCUUAUUGAAGAGAUGAAAGAGAAACUGCUUAAUGAUUUAACCUGCAGGUAAGCAAAAUAAACUUGUUUGAACCUGCUAUCUAGAAAGCUAGUAAUAUCACACAAACUAAACAUCCUUCACUUGAAAAACAAUUUCAAGAAAAAACGCUGUUUUAAAAUGAUGAUACAUCCAUCCCACCCACUUCAUCAUUGAUACCUAAGAUCAGCUCGAUCAGGGCGAAUUAUUUCUCUUGAAGUUAGGACCGAAAGAUAUGAACAUUAUUUUGUCUCCCAAUCUGUAGGAAUUUACCAGGGGGCUUCCCCAGUUAUUACCAAAUGUAAAUGAUCACUAAUAAAGUCAUUAUUUUCACUAAAGGAGUUCAUCUAAGGCUUAUUCCUAUGCUAGAGAAAUUCUUUUAAUUUUAGAAGUCUUGUGUUCAAAUUGUUAUAAUUGUACAAUUUUGUUAUGGUUUAAAGUAUUUUGCUGAAAGUGAAUAUAAUAAUAAUAAUAAUAAAGUUCAUUUUAAAAAAAACACGCUUCAUCCCCAAAGGCUCGAAGCGCGGUACAAAGUCAACAAAAACAUAUCUAUAAUUCACCACAUUUAAAACAAACACAACACUACAAAAACUAAUUACAAGCAUACAAUAUCAAAGACUUUCUAGCCAUAAUAAUAUGUACAAUGUAUUAAAAAAAAAACAUUGCCAUUAAUUUAUUUGGAUCAAUAAAGAAUCUUAUCUCAUCUUUUUAUAAAGUAAAUUAAAACAGAUUUCCAGAAGAAAAUCAUUUUUUUUUAAAGUAACAAGCUGUUUGCAAACAUGUUUAGCAACUCUUGUCUAUUGGGAAAGGACCCUGACCAUUUUAAAAGUAUAACUAAGACUAUCAACACUACUAAAUACAGGUAUCCUUAAUAAUAACUAUUAAUUAGUUCUUACAUAAAAUUCCAAAACCUAACAACAAUUAUUCAUGUCCUAUCAACAAUUCAUGUCCCAACUAUCAACAAUUCAUGAUCUAGCCACCAACAGUCCAUGAGGUAACUACCAACAGUUAAUGACCUAGCAUUAACAAUUCAUGACUUACCACAAACAAUUAAUGACCUAGCCACCAACUAUUCACGACCUAGCCACCAUUUUUUCAUGUCUAUCUAGUAGGCAGAGGGACUUAAACACAACAGUAGUAAUUCAUAUUUAUUAUGUGACCAAAAUAUCAUUGUCAAUUCUUACUUCAAAAAUCUUUCAAUUGCUUUCAUUGUGACUAUUCAUGAAUGGUUUGUUUUAUGAUCUUCUGAUUCUCUUUCUCAUACCUUUAGUAGACAUUUUCAGAAAGCUAUCUAUAAAGUUUAGACUGACAUCUCUCGUUUUUCAAAAAGUUAAACCAUCACGUUUGUACUAGUAGCUUAAUCCCUUCCUCAACUUAUUUUCAAGAAAUAGAUGGUAGUGUGUUAUUUAUUAAUGUUCUACACAUCUAUUAACAGGAAAGUACGAUCUCUGCUUCUGGAUCUGUUGUUGAGGCUACACAAUGGUAAUCUCCCCUUACCUCAGGCUGUUAGACCAACCAGUGUUGAUGUUGCUACACAAACUUAUGGUAAGAUAAUUAAAUAGUUUCCAUAGAAUUUUUAGCAAAAGAAGUUUUGCUCCUUUGUUUAUUUAUCUUGUUUUUUAGGCUUAUCCUGGCAUAUGGGGUACAUUAAUGACUUACUUUUUGAGCAAUUUUAAAGGAAUUUAUAGCUUAGAAAGGUCUAAAGCAUAUUUGCACAUACCUUUUAUACUUUUCAUAAAGAUCCACUUUUGAAAUUUUGUUAAAAUAGAGCACCAUAUGAUGUUCAUUUCAAAAAAGUAUUUAUAUUCCUUAAAUCAGAUAGACACUACCAAACUAAGGACAAGGUAUCUGCAUCAUUAUACAGACCACCUAGGAGAAGCCACGCUCAAACUGCAGGUCACCCUGUCUUUGCUGAUGAUGACCAUCUUAUGUCAAAAGCACAGGAAAGCCUUAUUUACCCAAUGAAAUCAUUGAAAAGUUCAGGCUGUGAGAUGUCUUCUGAUAGCUCAGCACUAAGCCAAACCUCAGAAUGUGAGUAUAAAAAAAGGAUAGUUCCCAAAUCUGUGCUGAAGAUACUAGGACUCCCUGCUGGAGUAAAAAUGGAAAACUCUCAACCCUCCAAUGACUGUUUUGCUAAACUCAUCAAGGGGGACACUGAUGAUGAAACCUAUCUUAAAGAAAAUGAAAAUCUAGAGGCCUGCGAGUUCAAUCUUCAACUAAAAGAGUCACUGCAAACAAAUUCAACCUAUGAUUCUGAUUCAAAAGAGAUAUCUUCCAGUGCAUCUCAGGGAUCUUCUGUUGAAAUUUGUGCCUCAAAUAAAUUUUUACCACAAACUCCUUCUAAUUCAGGAAAAUGGAAAAGUCUUUCUGAGCUAAUCCCACAAGGUGGUCUUUGGCCCCAGAAAUCAUCGGAGGCCAGCACUUCAGUUGAUCCAGAAUCUUUCAGUACCAAACUCCAGUUGAAGCAACCUGAAAUCAACUUACAGUGCUACAAGGCCAACCUGACUGGUGAAAGAGAGCAUACUUGUGAUUCUGAAAUGAACCAAAGAAACAUUCCACCAGUUCCCGAGUGGCCUGAGCAGUUCUUCACAAGUGUGGAAGUAGAUUCAAAUGUAACUGAGGAAACAAACAGUACUAAAGCUUCUCACCAAGACAAAGGAGUGAAACGUGGCAAAAAGACAAAGUCAAAAUUUGUGCCUCUCUCUGACUACGUAGGGGCAACACGGUCAAUGCAUGACGAGUGUAUCUUUGAAACUGGUCAGGAUCACAGUGAGGAACAUGAAGGAUUUUAUCAAAAGGAGAGAGAUGAACAUGCAAAGGUAAUUCAUUCCUCCAGGCCAGUAGCUGUUGGGGGUUCAAGUUCUAGUAAAAGGUCACUUUUUGAAGAACUACGAAAACAAAAUGUCAAAACAGAAAACAGAUGUUGGAUUCCUGAUAAGGUCCCCGUAUGCUCAUCAUGUAAAAAAGAGGGUCAUUUAAUCUAUGACUGCCCCAAUGAUGGUUACUAUCAAACCAAUCGAGAUGAUGAACAGUAUCUACUGCUAUAAUAUCUUUGUAAAAUUAUACAUCUAACAGAAUGCUCUAAAUAAUGGUCCAAAUAACAAGUAGUUUUGUAUUGUUUUCAAAAAAAAGCAACGUAUUCAGCAAAAGUGUGAAUAAUGUGAAAAUUUCCAUUGUAGCCUUGCAUAUCUUAUUUGUAUUCACUAAAUUAAAAAAAAAAAAAUCAAUUGUUCUAAUAAGUGAAUUAGAUUACAAGCUAAAAAUCAUGCAGAG
Lymnaea stagnalis (great pond snail) is the source of this 19560-nucleotide messenger RNA. Lineage: Eukaryota; Metazoa; Mollusca; Gastropoda; Lymnaeidae. The record is from the annotation of a GenBank genome assembly.